Messenger RNA from Papilio machaon (common yellow swallowtail), 2023 nucleotides. It is a transcript of the gene SrpRalpha, whose product is annotated as signal recognition particle receptor subunit alpha. The record is from RefSeq and is a predicted model, not a curated record. Lineage: Eukaryota; Metazoa; Arthropoda; Insecta; Lepidoptera; Papilionidae. Bases 111 to 1940 code for a protein of 609 amino acids. Gene Ontology annotation, biological process: SRP-dependent cotranslational protein targeting to membrane. The transcript has 10 exons. Gene Ontology annotation, cellular component: signal recognition particle receptor complex; endoplasmic reticulum membrane. Gene Ontology annotation, molecular function: GTPase activity; signal recognition particle binding; ATP hydrolysis activity.
CACAACUCAUUUGACAAUUUACAAUUUGCAUAUUGCACCAACUCAUACUACGUAGCUACUUUGCAAUCUGUUACUACAACUUACAACUUUCUUUACAAUAUUUAUCCAAAAUGCUCGACUUAUUCAGCAUCUUCAGUAAAGGUGGUAUAGUACUGUGGUGUUUUCAGAGUACCAGCGAAAUAUUCUCGCCAUCUGUAAACGCUCUAAUACGGAGUGUAAUUUUGCAAGAAAGAUCAGGAAAUAAUACGUUUAAUCAUAAUUCAUUAACGUUACAAUACAAACUCGAUAAUGAGUUUGAACUAGUGUUCGUGGUAGCAUAUCAACGUAUACUGCAGUUGUCCUACGUUGAUAAGUUCUUGAAUGAUGUCCACUUGGAGUUCAGAGACAAGUACAAAAAUGAACUGCAGACUGGCCACUAUAAUUCUGAUUAUGAAUUCAAAAUGUGCUUUGACAAGGUCCUCAAGGAGUGCGAGAACUGGGCUAAGUCACAAGCUAAAAUUCCAAAACAAAUGAGAACCUUUGAGGAUUCUCAGAAAUCUAAGAAGACUGUUGCAUCUAUGAUAGAGAGGAAAGGUGAUGAGAAAAAUAAGAAAUCUGUAAAAAUAGUUGAAUCAAAGAAUCUUAGUAAUGGCAAGAUAGAGGAGUCUUCAGAGCAAGAAGACGAUGUGAUUGCUGCCAACAGAGCAAAGCUGGCACAGAAGCUUGCCUCCAAGGGCAAGAAGGAGACCAAAAAGUCUCCGAAGAGUCCUAAAGCAGUGGAUCGCGUGAAGAAGCCGCGCGUGUGGGAGUUGGGCGGAGGUAGCCGGGACUUGCCCACGCUCGAGUAUACCACCGACAAGGAUGCGGUGCCUAAUGAAAUUGUGGCCGAUACACAGCUUGUGGGUCAAAUGACGGGUGCGAUCAAGGACUUGGAAGUGGAAUCAGAUUACAGCAGCAGCGAUGAUGAAGUGGAAAACGCUCAGCCCACUGCCAAAAAGUCUGGCGGCAUGUUCAGCUUGUUUAAGGGUCUAGUGGGUUCGAAGGCUCUGAGCGAGGAGACGAUGCGUCCAGUGCUUGAUAAGUUGCGUGAUCACCUCAUUGGUAAGAACGUGGCCGCUGACAUCGCUAACAAGCUGUGUGACUCGGUCGCUACCAGAUUGGAAGGCAAGGUGCUUGGUACAUUUGAGACAGUGGCUAAGACGGUGAGAGCGACGUUAACGGAGUCCCUCGUGCAGAUCCUUUCUCCGAAGCGUCGUGUUGACAUACUGCGGGAUUGCAUGCACGCCAAGCAAGAGGGGCGGCCCUACGUUAUGACUUUUUGUGGAGUGAAUGGUGUGGGCAAAUCUACCAACUUGGCGAAGAUCUGCUUCUGGCUGCUGGAGAAUGAUCUGUCAGUGUUGAUAGCUGCGUGUGAUACAUUCCGCGCGGGCGCAGUGGAGCAGCUGCGGACACAUGUACGUCGUCUUGACGCGCUGCAUCCUGCGCAGGCGCAUGGCCGCCGCAUGGUGCACUUGUAUGAGAAGGGAUACGGCAAAGACGCGGCAGGUAUAGCAAUGGAAGCCAUCCGAUACGCAGCUGACUCUAAGAUAGAUGUAGUGCUGGUGGACACUGCUGGCAGGAUGCAGGAUAACGAGCCUUUAAUGAGAGCGUUGGCCAAACUGAUCACCGUCAACCAGCCGGACCUGGUGCUCUUCGUGGGCGAAGCCCUAGUUGGCAACGAGGCAGUGGACCAGCUGGUGAAAUUCAACCAAGCACUCGCCGACCACAGUGCUACAAACGAUCCUCAUGUAAUAGACGGGAUAGUGCUAACAAAAUUCGAUACGAUCGAUGAUAAAGUCGGUGCUGCAAUAUCUAUGACUUAUAUAACCGGUCAGCCGAUUGUAUUUGUGGGCACCGGACAGACCUAUACUGAUCUGAAGGCCCUCAAUCCUGAUGCUGUUGUUCGCGCUUUGAUGAAGUAAGGGACCCGAAGGGCGUAGCUGUAGGUCGUCAAAUAAUACACCGGUGCGUGGCUGUCAAACUGACAGCUGUCAGUUUUACAGUA